AGCAACUUAUCAUUUUUCAGCACCUAAAAUCCUUUCCCAAAACAUUCCGGGGUUUAACAAAAAGGGUACACCAAACGGCACCACUUGCCCGGCUACUUUCUCCACCCUACACGGCGAACCUUCAAAAACUACCCGCUACAAAAUUUCCGGACGUCGACUACCCAUUUCCACCGUAAACUUCCGCCUUUUUUCUCACUUCUGGAAACUCGAAAGCACCAAAAGUCAUGCUGCUCCAACUCCCUCGACUUACGAGCUCUCUCAGAGAACCUUUCGACAUUGAUAGCGCUUAUCUUCACCGCAAAACUCUCCUUCAAAACCUCAAUCGUUCAAGUAAUGCAAAUUCACUUGAUGAAUCGGAAUUAGCGCGGAAGAUAGUUUAUAAUUGGGAAGAAGCAUCCCCCGAAGUGAGACAAACGUACAAACAGUUCACUGGUGCGGUGGUUGACUUGAUAGAUGGUGAAGUGGUGUCCGAGGAGUUUCGUGAAGUGGCGUUGACUGCGUAUCGACUUUUUAGUAACCAAGGGGAGGAGGAAGAUAGUAGAAGGAUUGCUGAGAAGAAGUCAGAAUUACAAAAAUUGUUGGGUUAUGCUGUUUCUGAUGGUAACCUGCAGAAAGUAGUGCAAUUGGCUCGGAGACUAUGCGGUUUUCAACCUAGAAACAAUGCAGCCUCACAAAAGUUAGAUGAAAAUUUGACUGAUACUGAUGUAGAAUUUGGAUCCAAUCUUAAUUUCAGACCGCCUUCACGGUUUUUGGUAGAUAUUUCCUUGGAAGAUGAAGAAAAUCUGUACCCAGAGGACUUGGCUCCAUCAACUUCACUUUACAGUAAUUGGCCUGCAGCUGCUGAUGCAGCUGACAAACAUGUCUCCAAUAAUCGAAUUAGGUAUGAUUUGAAAUGGUUGAGAGAAUCAUGUGAUCUAAUAGUGCAAGGAAGUGGCUCGCAGCUUACUCGAGAUGAACUGGCCAUGACGAUUUGUCGGGUUCUUGAUUCUGACAAACCUGGGGAAGAGAUUGCUGGUGAUUUACUGGACCUUGUUGGGGAUAGUGCUUUUGAGACUGUUCAGGAGCUUAUCUUGCACAGGAAGGAGCUUGUGGAAGCAACUCGUCAUGGCUUGCUGGUAUUACGAUCUAAUAAACCAUCUUCAAAUGCUCAACCACGCAUGCCCAGUUAUGGCACUCAGGUCACUGUGCAAACUGAGUCUGAGAAACAAAUUGAUAAACUUAGGCGCAAAGAGGAAAAACGCCAUAAACGUGGAGUAGAGCAUGGGAUUGAAGAUGAAUUUUCUUGUACAACUUUUUCAUCCUUACUUGAAGCAAGUGAGAAGAAAAAUCUCUUUGACGAUGUGCUUGGAAGUGGACCAGGGCCUGAGUCAUUAGCAAUAUCUGCACUUCCACAAGGAACUGUGAGAAAACAUUUCAAAGGCUAUGAGGAAGUCAUUAUUCCUGCAAUACCUACUGCUCCAAUGAAACCCGGGGAAAAGCUGAUUGAGAUAAAAGAGUUAGAUGACUUUGCCCAAGCUGCUUUCCAUGGAUACAAAUCUCUCAAUCGUAUCCAGAGCAGGAUCUAUCAGACUGUCUACUACACCAAUGAGAAUAUUUUAGUAUGCGCGCCAACAGGAGCUGGCAAAACCAAUAUAGCUAUGAUUUCUAUUCUACAUGAGAUUGGACAGCAUUUCAAAGAUGGUUACCUGCACAAAAAGGAGUUUAAAAUUGUGUACGUCGCUCCAAUGAAGGCAUUAGCUGCUGAAGUCACAUCAACUUUUAGUCAUCGGUUAGCUCCAUUAAAUAUGACAGUAAAGGAGCUUACAGGAGACAUGCAACUUUCUAGGACUGAACUUGAAGAAACUCAGAUGAUAGUGACCACACCUGAAAAAUGGGAUGUCAUCACGCGCAAGAGCAGCGACAUGUCACUUUCCAUGCUCGUUAAGCUUUUAAUAAUUGAUGAAGUGCACCUUCUGAAUGAUGAUAGAGGUCCUGUCAUAGAAGCAUUAGUUGCGCGUACUCUUCGUCAGGUUGAGUCAACUCAAUCUAUGAUUCGCAUUGUGGGACUUUCAGCCACUUUACCUAAUUAUUUGGAGGUGGCACAAUUUUUGAGGGUCAAUCCGGACUCGGGCCUCUUUUUCUUUGAUUCUACCUACCGUCCCGUGCCUCUUGCACAACAGUACAUCGGCAUUAGUGAGAAAAAUUUUAUGGCUCGUACUGAGUUGCUGAACAAAAUUUGCUACAACAAGGUAGUUGAUUCCCUAAAGCAAGGCCACCAAGCAAUGGUCUUUGUCCAUUCACGCAAAGAUACUGGGAAAACUGCAGAGAGACUGGCUGAACUGGCCAGGGAGGACAACAACCUGGAGCUUUUUCAGAAUGAGACACACCCACAGUUUCAAUUAAUAAAGAAAGAUGUUAUGAAGUCUAGAAACAAAGAGUUAGUUGGACUGUUCGAUUAUGGACUUGGUAUUCAUCAUGCUGGAAUGCUACGUUCUGAUAGAGGUCUUACGGAGCGACUUUUCUCUGAUGGAUUGUUAAAGGUGCUUGUCUGCACAGCAACUUUGGCUUGGGGAGUAAACUUACCAGCUCACACUGUUGUGAUCAAGGGCACACAGAUAUAUGAUCCAAAAGCAGGUGGCUGGCGGGACCUGGGCAUGCUUGAUGUCAUGCAGAUUUUUGGACGUGCUGGAAGGCCUCAAUUUGACAAAAGUGGUGAAGGCAUUAUUAUCACAUCUCAUGAAAAGUUAGCCCAUUACCUGCGGCUGCUUACUAAUCAACUCCCUAUUGAAAGUCAGUUCAUUCGUUCCUUGAAGGAUAACCUGAAUGCUGAGGUCGCUUUGGGUACUGUCACGAAUGUGAAAGAAGCUUGUGCUUGGCUUGGUUAUACCUAUCUAUUCAUAAGGAUGAAGAUGAAUCCUUUGGCUUAUGGAAUUGGAUGGGAUGAGGUGGUUGCGGACCCGUCUUUGGGUUUGAAACAAAGAGCUUUUAUAACAGAUGCUGCUCGUUCCCUCGAUAAAGCGAAGAUGAUGCGUUUUGAUGAGAAAAGUGGCAAUUUUUACUGUACCGAGCUUGGUCGUAUUGCUAGCCAUUUUUAUAUCCAAUAUUCCAGCGUGGAAACUUAUAAUGAAAUGUUAAGACGGCAUAUGAGUGAUAGUGAGGUUAUUGAUAUGGUUGCUCAUUCUUCUGAAUUCGAAAACAUUGUUGUUAGAGAAGAGGAACAAAUGGAAUUAGAAGCUUUAGCUCGUGAAUGCCCAUUAGAAAUCAAAGGUGGUCCCUCCAGUAAACAUGGGAAAAUUUCUAUUCUCAUUCAGUUAUAUAUAUCACGAGGAUAUAUAGAGGCAUUUUCAUUGAUCUCUGAUGCUGCUUAUAUAAGUGCAAGUUUGGCUCGUAUUAUGCGUGCUUUGUUUGAGAUUUGUUUGCGGAGAGGAUGGUCUGAAAUGUCAGCUUUCAUGUUAGAAUACUGCAAGGCUGUUGACCGUCAAAUCUGGCCCCACCAGCAUCCACUCAGACAAUUUGACAAGGAUAUCUCCUUAGAGAUAUUGAGGAAGCUCGAAGAUCGAGGGGCUGAUCUGGAUCGCCUAUAUGAUAUGGAGGAGAAGGAUAUUGGAGCUCUUAUUCGUUUUGCUCCUGGAGGGAAGACAGUGAAGCAAUAUCUUGCUUUAUUUCCAAUGGUCCAAUUGUCAGCUACUGUCAGUCCUAUCACGAGAACUGUUCUAAAGGUUGAUUUGCUUAUAUCCCCUGAUUUCAUAUGGAAGGAUCGCUUCCACGGUGCUGCUCAGAGGUGGUGGAUACUUGUUGAGGAUUCUGAAAAUGACCACAUAUAUCACUCGGAGCUCUUCACACUUUCGAAGAAAGCUGCAAGAGGAGAGCCUCAAAAGCUCUCUUUUACUGUGCCGAUAUUCGAACCACAUCCGCCACAGUACUAUAUUCGCGCUGUUUCUGAUUCUUGGCUGCAAUCUGAAUCUUUUUACACAAUAUCUCUUCACAAUCUGGCGUUACCUGAUGCUCACACUUCCCACACUGAAUUGCUUGAUUUGAAGCCUCUACCAAUAACUUCACUUGGUAACCCGACGUAUGAAUCCUUGUACAACUUUUCACACUUCAAUCCAAUUCAGACACAGGCUUUUCACGUCCUGUAUCACACAGACAACAGUGUUCUCUUAGGAGCUCCAACAGGAAGUGGAAAAACUAUAUCAGCUGAGCUUGCAAUGUUCCGCCUUUUCAAUACUCAGCCUGAUAUGAAGGUUAUCUAUAUUGCACCCUUGAAGGCCCUUGUCCGAGAAAGAAUGAAUGACUGGAGAAGAGGGCUUGUCACUCAGCUGGGGAAAUCCAUGGUUGAAAUGACUGGUGAUUAUACUCCAGACUUAAUGGCCCUUCUAUCAGCAGACAUCAUCAUUUCCACUCCUGAGAAGUGGGAUGGAAUCAGCCGUAACUGGCACACUCGAAGCUAUGUUAAAAAGGUAGGGCUUAUGAUUUUGGAUGAGGUUCACCUUCUUGGAGCUGAUCGUGGACCAAUUCUUGAGGUCAUUGUUUCGAGGAUGAGAUAUAUAUCAUCACAAACAGAACGUUCAGUUCGAUUUGUGGGUCUGUCAACAGCUUUAGCAAAUGCUGGAAAUUUGGCUGACUGGCUGGGGGUCGGUGAAAUUGGACUCUACAAUUUCAAGCCUAGUGUGCGACCUGUACCACUUGAAGUGCAUAUUCAGGGAUACCCUGGGAAGUUCUAUUGUCCAAGGAUGAAUAGCAUGAAUAAACCUGCAUAUGCUGCUAUCUGUUCACAUUCACCUACAAAACCAGUUCUUAUAUUUGUUUCAUCCCGGCGACAAACAAGGCUAACAGCUUUGGACCUAAUUCAGUAUGCCGCAUCUGAUGAGCAUCCGAGGAAGUUCCUGAGUAUUUCUGAAGAAGAGUUGCAGAUGAUUCUUUCCCAGAUCACAGAUCAGAACCUGAGGCAUACCUUGCAGUUUGGUAUUGGUUUGCACCAUGCUGGAUUGAAUGACAAGGAUCGAUCUGCAGUUGAAGAAUUGUUUGGAAACAACAAAAUUCAGGUAUUGGUGUCAACUAGCACGUUGGCCUGGGGUGUGAACCUUCCUGCACAUCUUGUUAUUAUCAAGGGAACAGAAUAUUUUGAUGGGAAAUCAAAAAGAUAUGUUGAUUUUCCUAUAACAGAUAUUUUGCAAAUGAUGGGUCGUGCAGGUCGACCUCAAUAUGACCAGCACGGGAAAGCCGUCAUUUUGGUUCAUGAACCCAAAAAGAGUUUCUACAAGAAGUUCCUCUAUGAACCCUUUCCAGUUGAGAGUAGUCUCAGGGAGCAGUUGCAUAAUCACUUUAAUGCAGAAAUUGUUUCUGGCACAAUUUCUCACAAAGAGGAUGCCAUUCACUACUUGACCUGGACUUACUUUUAUCGAAGACUGACAGUUAAUCCAGCUUACUAUGGUCUGGAAGAUACCAGUCCCACGACCCUGAGCUCGUACUUGUCUAGGUUGGUGCAAAGUACAUUGGAGGAUCUAGAAGACAGUGGAUGCAUCAAAAUGAGUGAGGAUGGUGUGGAAUCUAUGAUUCUUGGUUCAAUUGCAUCUCAAUAUUACCUGAGUUAUUUGACAGUGUCAAUGUUUGGCUCCAACCUUGGACCAAGCCUUUCACUUGAAGUUUUGUUGCAUAUAUUAACUGCUGCUUCAGAGUAUGAUGAGCUCCCAGUGCGGCAUAAUGAGGAAAACUACAAUGCAACAUUGGUUGAGCAGGUUCCAUACAAGGUGGACAAGAACCGUCUGGAUGAUCCACAUGUAAAAGCAAAUUUGCUUUUUCAGGCACACUUCUCCCAGUUAGAGAUGCCAAUCAGCGACUAUGUGACAGACUUAAAGUCUGUUUUGGACCAGAGUAUACGUAUAAUUCAGGCAAUGAUAGAUAUAUGUGCUAAUAGUGGGUGGCUUUCUAGCACUAUUACUUGUAUGCAUCUAAUGCAGAUGGUCAUGCAGGGGUUAUGGCUUGACAAGGGUUCUGCUCUAGAAAUGUUACCCUGCUUGAACAAUAAUGUUAUUGGUACACUUAAGAGGCAAGGCAUAUUAAAUGUGCAGCAAUUAUUGGAUGUUCCUAGGGAAACUUUGCAGAAUCUUCUUGGAAGUUUUCCAGCUUCGAGUUUAUAUCAGGAUUUGCAAAGAUUCCCUCGGAUACGCAUCAAACUGAGACUUAAGAACAGGGAUGAGAGACCUGGGAGCUCUUGCUCUCUUAAUGUGAGGUUGGAGAAUGUAAACGCAAAGCGGAAGACACCUAGAGCAUUUGCACCUCGAUUCCCCAAGGUUAAAGAUGAAGCUUGGUGGCUUGUACUUGGAAAUACUGUCACUUCUGAGCUCUAUGCAUUGAAGAGAGUUUCGUUUGCUGACCAUCUGGCUACACACAUGGCUUUGCCAUCAGAUUCAGUCAUUAUCCAGGGUUUGAAGCUCAUUGUGGUCUCAGAUUGUUAUAUUGGCUAUGAAUUGGAAUACUCCCUGGAAGAACUUCUCAAAGAUCAGCCGCGAGGAGCAUAAAUUGACUUGCCUUUUAGCCAAAAUGCACUGAAGUCAAUCCGGGUAAGAGUUCUGCUCAUCUGAGCUGGAUUUUCAUGUAGCAAUCGCGUAAUGAAGUUGCAUGAUGUAGAGCUAAUCAGGAAGGAAUGCAGAAGCCUUUUCCAAAUUUAUCAAAUGGCUCCGAGCUGCAAAUUGGAAAUAUCAGUCUGUGCGAUUAUUCACUGCUGUUCACAAUUGUUCUCUGCUAACUGUGUGAGAUUUCAAAUUCGAGGAGACGUGCUGUUUGCCUGUAUCCACAUGUUCGAGUGUGGCCUAGUAAAUAUGGACUAGUUUAUAUAAUCAUUGAGCUUGUUUAGUUACUCGAUAAUCUACUUUCUGCCAACAUUGGGAGUACGCGCCUGAAGAGCAAAAAGGGAUACAAUGAGAAAGACACCCACACCCACUCGGAAGAAGAAAUACUCCCAUAAAACUUCAAACAGCCUAUUAUUAAUUUUUAGAGGAACAUAUUCACUUAUUUUGCAUUUUCAGAAAAAUAUUUGUGACCGUUAUUUACUUGUUUAAUGGGGAGCAAUUAAGAAUAAGCUAAUGUUUUCUUUUUUUGACGGUUAAGAAAAGCUCUAUGUUAUACUUGUAUAGUAGUUAUGAAGUUGUAACAGCUACUUUUGAUAUUGACAAGAUUGGUGAGAUAAAUGCAUGAAAAGUUGGGAUCGCUA
Molecule: messenger RNA, 7192 nt
Organism: Beta vulgaris subsp. vulgaris (sugar beet)
Lineage: Eukaryota; Viridiplantae; Streptophyta; Magnoliopsida; Caryophyllales; Amaranthaceae
Product: DExH-box ATP-dependent RNA helicase DExH14
Exons: 49
Coding region: 225-6500 (2091 amino acids)
Molecular function (GO): ATP hydrolysis activity; ATP binding; nucleic acid binding
Source: RefSeq, a predicted model, not a curated record